GCGCUCUCGUCCUUCUUCCUGUUAUCACUUUUACAUCUUUUCCGUGGCUUCCUAACGUUUUUUUACUUAUACUACAACUUCUCAGCAUUUUUAGUAAUACCUCGGCCUCGAACGAUACUUCAGGAGACACUCCAUCGAACAGUACCUCAACAUCCGAAAUUCCACCUUGCUUCAAAGGAUUAGAAGAGGAGUGGGCAGAGCUUAAUAAAGACGGGCAAGAAGAAUAUAUCACUCCUUUGGAGCACCUGGCCAACUAUCUUAGAAAAACGCGUCUACAAGUUGACUAUUUUGGAGAUAUCGACGACGAGGAAGAGCCAUGUAUGUCCAACGACGAGGAAGAGUCAUGUAUGUCCAACGACGAGGAAGAGUCAC
This is a messenger RNA of Paraglomus occultum, 372 nucleotides long. NCBI's taxonomy places the organism in Eukaryota, Fungi, Glomeromycota, Glomeromycetes, Paraglomerales, Paraglomeraceae. The record is from the annotation of a GenBank genome assembly.